Besnoitia besnoiti is the source of this 1977-nucleotide messenger RNA. RefSeq lists its product as uncharacterized. The coding region runs from base 1 to 1977 and encodes 658 amino acids. The record is from RefSeq and is a predicted model, not a curated record. Gene Ontology annotation, cellular component: intraciliary transport particle B; ciliary basal body; ciliary base. Gene Ontology annotation, biological process: intraciliary anterograde transport; intraciliary transport involved in cilium assembly. Gene Ontology annotation, molecular function: intraciliary transport particle B binding; protein binding. NCBI's taxonomy places the organism in Eukaryota, Apicomplexa, Conoidasida, Eucoccidiorida, Sarcocystidae. The transcript has 6 exons.
AUGAUUAGGCCAGGAACAGCCGUGCGUUGGCAGCGGGAGACGGCUCGGCCGCAAGCUUUCUCUGUUUCCUCCGAAGCCCCUUCGUCAAGCGAGCUAAUCUCGCGCAAGCUACCGCCUCUGGAGGAAUUCCUUCGCAAGCGUGAUUACGUGGGCGCCAUCACGCUGCUUGAGUACGAGAGGGAGCAGGGAACCAAGCGCCGAGAACGGCGCUUCUGGCUCGCGUACUGCUACUUUCAUGCGGGACUAUAUUCGGCAGCCCUGAAAUGCUGCGAUCAACUUCUCAAACGCGGGAAGAAAUCGUGUCUAGAUUCACAGGAAGAGGGCCACGGGAGCGUAGGGGAGAGAGCGGGUGUCUCAGACCUCGCAAGUCUGCAGCCUUCUGGCGAUGUUGAUGAAGGCAAGGGUGUAGGUUCUGCCGGAAGCACUCCUGCCGCAAACGGCAGCAGCGCCCGCAAGGAGUGGAGCGUACCCAGCAGCGGCGUCCACACUCAGUUUCUUGAUCGUGAAGAAGAUGGUGAAGACGAUGGAGACGAUGAGGGCAACUCGUCUGAGUUGACCCCUGACAAGGAGAGCGAGCUUCACUUGUAUAAAGCUAUCUGCCUGUACGGCAUGUAUAUGUUCCCACAAGCGAAGCAGGAGGCGUUGCAGGCAGCGAACACCAAAACACGAAACCGCCUCCUGCUGUGCAUUGCGUACCAUGAAAGCGACCCCGAUUUAGACAGAAAACUUGAGGCAUUGGACACAAGUGACUUUCGCGACCAAAUGACCGCGGCUGCUGUGGAGUACAUGCGCGGGCGACCGGAUGUCGCCUGCGAUAUCUAUCGGAAGCUCUUAUCCGCCUAUCCAGAAUACCAUGCCUUGAAAAUAUACUACGCCAUGGCAGCUUUCAAAGGAGAAAUGUUCGAGAUAGCCCGCGGCCUUGUAAAGGAAUACGAAGGUUGCCACGCGAGAUCCCUUGUUGCUUCCAAUCUUUUAGCCUGCUGCCUCUACGAAGAAGAUGCGGCUUCCAGCGCAAUGGAGAUCUACCAUUUGCUGGGACACGAGGCAGACCGCGAGGAGUCGUUCUUCAUUCAGCACAACGACCUGCUGAGGCACAACGCAUGCGUCUUCCAGAAGGGAGAAAAGGGCCUCCAAGUCUGGCGCGCCCUGAUCGGCAUUAUUCCCGAGGCGAGACUGAAUCUCACCCUCCUCCAUAUGCGUACCGGCGACUACGAGUCUGCGUUCAGUCUCAUGCAUGACUUCGACCCCAGGACAGCAAAUGAAUACACUAUUCGAGCCCUCGCGUUCAUGCUCCUGGGACAAGCGCGCGAUUCCGCGCAGCACAUCUGCGAAGCUCAGAACAUGUUCCUGACAGUCGGAACUGCCGAUGGAGAAAUCGAAUCGAUUCCGGGAAUGCAGAGCAUGUUCUACUACUACUUUCUGCGGAAAGACUACGACGCGGCCCUCGCCUACGCUAGCAGGCUCGAGCCCUAUUUCGGCAGUGAGCCUUCGUAUCGGUGGAACAAAGCGCUGGCGUUGAGCCAGGAAGGACGCUACGAAGAGGUGAAAGCUGCGAUUUCGGCAAUUGAUGAUGAGGAGUAUCUCAGAGACCCUCUUUUCUUGCGCUGGCUGUGCCGAGUCUACGUCGCAACAGGAGACUGCGAUGAGGCCAUAUGUCUCUGUCUGCAGCAAAAUGAGCGGUCUCAGGCUCAUGCGCUUCUGAAAGAAGUUGCGGAUGACUGCUACGCCAUCGGAGACUUCUACUUUGCCCUGAAGGCAUUCUGUCUACUGGAUAAAGCAGACGCAAAUCCUCUUCUGUGGCCUGCGCUUAGAGGCGCAGCUGCAGGAUUUCUCCUCAAGCUUAGAGUCGGACGCGAGGAUAUCUCGAGAAUAAAGGAAGCCACUUCCUUUCUACGCGACUGCUCUGCUACCAAAAUGGUCAACAUUGCCGCUGCCCUAAGACAACUGGGUCGUGCGCAUGGACUACUCAUCGACUAA